Messenger RNA from Gymnodraco acuticeps, 1939 nucleotides. RefSeq names its product zona pellucida sperm-binding protein 4-like. Gene Ontology annotation, molecular function: structural constituent of egg coat; acrosin binding. Gene Ontology annotation, biological process: prevention of polyspermy; binding of sperm to zona pellucida. The record is from RefSeq and is a predicted model, not a curated record. The transcript is spliced from 12 exons. Gene Ontology annotation, cellular component: egg coat. Lineage: Eukaryota; Metazoa; Chordata; Actinopteri; Perciformes; Bathydraconidae. Bases 1 to 1860 code for a protein of 619 amino acids.
AUGGCUGGUAUCAAGGUUGAUCUGUUGGUGGUGCUGGUGCUGUCUGGGACUCUGCUGCUGGGUCCAGUGCGGGGAUGGAAACCAAUCACCAGCGAUCAACUCAAUCAUUUCUACGAGACCGGGCAAUGGGGAGAACCAGAACCAAGCGUGAACUCCACAGAUGACCACAUUGACUUCGAUGAGGUGAUUCCUGAGGAUGAGUUCCCUGAAUUGGGCCCCUCCACCGGUAGAAACCCUAUGUCUGCUCACCAUGGAUUCAAGGAGGAUGUAGAAGAUUCUCAUCCACAAAACUGGGCCAGUGCUCCGAACAGUGAAUUUCAGGUGGAAUUUGAUGAUGAUGCCCCAGAAAUAAACAUGGCCAGAGGUAGUGAACGAGAAUUCCAGACGGGAUUUGAAGAUGCCCCUCCAAGAAACUCGGCCAGUGGCACCAAUAGUGAAUUUCAGGUGGAUUUUGAUGAUGCUGAUGCCCCAGAAAAAAACAUGGCCAGAGGUAUUGAUCAAGACUUUCAGACAGGAUUUGUAAAUGCCCUUCCAAGGAGCUGGACCAGCAGUACCUGUCCUACUUCCUCUGGGUUAAGUGUGACUUGUAGUGAAGCUGGUUUCAAGAUUGUGCCGAUGGGUUCCCUAAGUGAUGUUAAAGUUAUGGGUUCAAAGGAAUUGAUGGCUGUCAUGGAUGCUCCAGGGUUUUGUGGUUAUAAAGUGAACGCUUUCCAGAAAACCUUGACUGUACCCUUCACUGGGUGCAAUGUGAAGCAUACUGAUGGCUACAGCCUGCAGUUGUUGUACGCCGAUGAGUUUGGUCGCACACAAGUCACCACUGCGUUUUGUGACGAAGUGCCCCACCAUGGCCUGUUCCCUCGCACCAUUGGCUUGGACAAACCCAGGCAUGUCUCCAUACCAACAGAAGCACCAACACAGGCAACAAAUUGUGCCGUCGUCUCAGGGGAGAGGGUGACUUGUGGUACUUCAGAAAUGUCUUCUGCAGACUGUGAGAAGACUGGAUGCUGUGUGGAUUAUUCUACAUCGGCAUGCUACCACCCGCUGGAUGAGUGCACUGGGGAUCAACACUUUGUCUUUGCCAUUCGCUUCGACUCUGCAUCCAUCCCUUUGGACCCCAAAAAGCUUGUCAUUCCUGGGACAACUUGUAAACCAGUCAUUGUUAAUGACAAGGUCGCCAUCUUCAAGUUUAAAGUUACCGAAUGUGGAGCUCGUGCCUAUGAAGUUGCUGGGACAAAGAUCUACCUGGCUGAAGUGCAGACGAUUGUCAAAGCUUUAAAUCUUAAGUAUGGCAUAAUUACGAGAACUGAUCCACUCAGAUUCAUGGUUGAAUGCCGCUACGGCCAAUUGGGCUCUCAUCCAGAAUCUCUUGCUAAUGUAAGCUAUAUGGUCAAGACUCCAUCUUCCAGCUUGCCAUCAUCUGUCAUGUCUGAUGGCCUGCCAUCAUCUGUCAUGUCUGCUGUACAACUGAGAAUUGCAACAGAUCAGACUUAUUCAAACUACUCGGAAACUGCCAAGCUGCCCCUGCGACUUCUCCUUGGCAAACCAGUGUAUCUUGAACUGCGCCUGCUGUCCCCAAAACCGAAUGCAGUAAUUAUAGUCAACUAUUGUAUUGCUUACCCUCGCUCUGCAAAGAAUGCCCUGGUGCUCAUUUAUGAAGGGUGUACCAAUCCUUAUGACCCAAAUUUGGCCAUCCUUAAAGUCAGUGACCUUCCCACAAACCGGCGCUUCAUGGUCCAGGCCUUCCAGUUUAUGGAUCAAGCAACAAACCAGUACCUCAAUGAAGAAAUCUACUUCAUGUGCUCUGCUGAAGUCUUUAGGACAACAGAGAAGACUUGUGCAGAACGGGGCUUUGAUGGAUAGACAUGAUGAGGAUCUGCAGCUGAAGACAUUAAGAAAACAAAUGAUUAUUAACUGGAAAAAAUAAAGUUUUAUAAUACAG